Lotus japonicus is the source of this 4298-nucleotide messenger RNA. RefSeq names its product ABC transporter B family member 19. Gene Ontology annotation, biological process: transmembrane transport. The record is from RefSeq and is a predicted model, not a curated record. Bases 362 to 4120 code for a protein of 1252 amino acids. The transcript has 10 exons. Gene Ontology annotation, molecular function: ATP binding; ABC-type transporter activity; ATP hydrolysis activity. NCBI's taxonomy places the organism in Eukaryota, Viridiplantae, Streptophyta, Magnoliopsida, Fabales, Fabaceae. Gene Ontology annotation, cellular component: membrane.
UCUCUCUCCUCUCAAUCAAACUCCCUCUUGUUCUCUCCAUUCCCUUUGACCAUUGUCCAACAACACACUCUCUCUCUCACUCUCUCCCUUUCCUCUCUUCUAUACAACUCUCCACUUUCUUUUGUUCUUUGUUGUGUGUGUCUUGGUCCUUGGGUUGAUAAAGACAUUGACACUUCCUUCACUGCAAAAAGAGAUCAAAAGGGCUUGUUUCAGAUCUCCUUCAUUCAAUGUCCAGAAAAAGAAACAUCAUCCAUUGUUGACUUCCCCACCAAGCCUAGAUGAGAUCCCUUUAAAAUCCCAUUUUCAUUUUCUUUCUCCAUUACCCUUUCUUUGAAAAACACUCUGUUUUUGCUCUGUUCUUAUGGCUGAAGCUGCUGAGCCCAACAAGGCAUCAUCAUUGCCUGAAGCAGAGAAGAAGAAGGAACAGAGCUUACCCUUUUACCAGCUCUUCUCAUUUGCUGAUAAAUAUGAUUACAUGCUCAUGAUCUCUGGAAGCAUUGGAGCUGUCAUUCAUGGCUCUUCCAUGCCCUUUUUCUUCCUCCUGUUUGGUGAAAUGGUGAAUGGUUUUGGCAAAAACCAGAUGGAUUUAAAGAAAAUGACAGAUGAAGUUGCCAAGUAUGCUCUGUACUUUGUUUACCUUGGCCUUGUUGUUUGCAUUUCAUCAUAUGCAGAAAUUGCAUGCUGGAUGUACACUGGGGAGAGGCAAGUGAGCACCCUGAGGAAGAAGUAUUUGGAGGCUGUGCUGAAACAAGACGUUGGUUUCUUCGACACCGAUGCUAGAACAGGGGAUAUUGUAUUCAGUGUCUCCACAGACACAUUGCUGGUUCAAGAUGCUAUCAGUGAGAAGGUGGGAAAUUUCAUACACUAUCUAUCAACUUUUCUGGCGGGUUUGGUGGUUGGUUUUGUGUCAGCAUGGAGGCUAGCGCUUCUUAGUGUUGCGGUGAUUCCUGGCAUUGCAUUUGCUGGCGGCUUGUAUGCUUACACCCUCACUGGCCUCACAUCAAAGAGCCGUGAAUCCUAUGCAAAUGCUGGCAUAAUUGCUGAGCAGGCCAUUGCUCAAGUUCGAACUGUUUAUUCUUAUGUUGGUGAGAGCAAGGCACUGAAUUCUUAUUCUGAUGCAAUUCAAAAUACACUGAAACUUGGAUACAAGGCUGGAAUGGCUAAAGGUUUGGGCCUAGGAUGCACAUAUGGGAUAGCUUGCAUGUCCUGGGCACUAGUUUUUUGGUAUGCUGGAGUUUUUAUCAGGAAUGGACAAACAGAUGGAGGCAAAGCAUUCACAGCUAUUUUCUCUGCUAUUGUUGGUGGAAUGAGUCUGGGUCAGUCAUUUUCAAAUUUAGGUGCUUUCAGCAAAGGCAAAGCUGCUGGAUACAAGUUGAUGGAGAUCAUCAAGCAGAAACCCACCAUAAUUGAAGAUCUAUCAGAUGGAAAGUGCUUGGAUGAGGUUAAUGGCAACAUUGAAUUUAAGGAUGUUACUUUCAGCUACCCGUCAAGGCCGGAUGUGAUUAUCUUCCGCAAUUUCUCGAUCUUUUUCCCUGCUGGAAAAACUGUUGCGGUUGUUGGUGGUAGUGGAUCUGGGAAAAGCACUGUUGUUUCCUUGAUUGAGAGGUUUUAUGAUCCAAAUGAAGGUCAGGUUCUGCUGGAUAAUGUGGACAUUAAGACACUACAACUAAAAUGGUUACGUGAUCAAAUUGGGUUGGUGAAUCAAGAACCUGCACUCUUUGCAACUACCAUCCUUGAGAACAUACUCUAUGGGAAACCUGAUGCAACAAUGGAUGAAGUGGAAGCCGCGACUUCUGCUGCGAAUGCUCAUAGCUUUAUUACCUUGCUUCCUAAUGGCUACAACACUCAGGUAGGAGAGCGAGGAGUGCAAUUAUCCGGGGGCCAAAAACAGAGAAUUGCAAUAGCCAGAGCUAUGUUGAAGAACCCAAAGAUCCUUCUUUUAGAUGAAGCAACCAGUGCCCUUGAUGCGGGAUCCGAAAGCAUUGUUCAAGAGGCGCUAGACCGUCUCAUGGUUGGGAGAACAACCGUGGUUGUUGCUCAUCGUCUAUCAACCAUAAGGAAUGUUGACAGCAUUGCAGUUAUACAGCAAGGGGUGGUUGUUGAGACAGGAACACAUGAAGAAUUGAUCGCCAAGGCAGGAACCUACUCCUCGCUGAUUCGGUUCCAAGAAAUGGUCGGAAAUAGAGACUUCUCCAACCCUUCAACUCGCAGGACACGCUCGUCCCGGUUGAGCCAUUCGCUGUCCACCAAGUCCCUAAGCCUCAGGUCAGGCAGCUUGAGGAACUUGAGCUACCAGUACAGCACCGGAGCCGACGGUCGCAUUGAGAUGAUCUCGAACGCUGAAACGGACAAGAAAAACCCAGCUCCUGAUGGGUACUUCUUCCGCCUGCUGAAGCUAAAUGCUCCUGAGUGGCCUUACUCAAUCAUGGGAGCUGUGGGGUCUGUUCUUUCUGGAUUCAUUGGGCCAACUUUUGCUAUUGUCAUGAGCAACAUGAUUGAGGUCUUCUACUUUAAAAACUAUACAUCCAUGGAGAGGAAGACCAAGGAGUAUGUUUUCAUAUACAUUGGUGCUGGUCUUUAUGCUGUUGGUGCAUACUUGAUCCAGCAUUACUUUUUUAGUAUCAUGGGAGAAAACCUCACUACAAGGGUUAGAAGAAUGAUGCUUGCCGCUAUUAUGAGGAAUGAAGUUGGAUGGUUCGAUGAGGAGGAGCACAAUUCAAGCCUUGUUGCAGCUAAACUUGCAACUGAUGCAGCUGAUGUGAAGUCUGCCAUUGCUGAAAGGAUAUCAGUAAUACUACAGAACAUGACAUCACUCCUCACUUCUUUCAUUGUUGCUUUCAUUGUGGAGUGGAGGGUUUCUUUGCUCAUCCUUGGAACCUUCCCUCUUCUUGUUUUGGCUAACUUUGCUCAGCAACUUUCUCUUAAAGGGUUUGCUGGAGACACAGCCAAGGCUCAUGCAAAGACUAGCAUGAUUGCAGGGGAGGGAGUAAGCAACAUCAGAACAGUCGCAGCAUUCAAUGCUCAGAACAAGAUGCUCUCUGUCUUUUGCAAUGAGCUUCGAGUCCCGCAGCGCCACAGCUUCCGCCGGAGCCAAACAUCCGGCAUCUUAUUCGGCCUCUCUCAGCUAGCCCUUUAUGCCUCUGAAGCACUCAUUCUGUGGUAUGGUUCACAUUUGGUGAGCAAAGGUGUUUCAACCUUCUCAAAAGUUAUCAAGGUGUUUGUGGUGCUGGUCAUCACAGCAAAUUCAGUAGCAGAAACUGUGAGCCUUGCCCCGGAGAUCAUCCGCGGCGGCGAAGCUGUUGGCUCGGUGUUCUCAAUUCUCGACCGCGCAACUCGGAUUGAUCCAGAUGAUCCUGAUGCUGAAUCGGUUGAAUCAGUUCGCGGAGAGAUUGAACUUAGACAUGUUGAUUUUGCAUACCCGUCUAGGCCUGAUGUGAUGGUGUUCAAAGAUUUCAACCUUAGGAUCCGUGCGGGUCAGAGCCAAGCUCUUGUGGGGGCAAGUGGGUCAGGGAAGAGUUCUGUUAUUGCACUGAUAGAGAGGUUCUAUGAUCCCAUUGCUGGAAAAGUCAUGAUAGAUGGAAAGGACAUAAGGAAGUUGAAUUUGAAGUCUUUGAGGCUCAAGAUUGGGUUGGUACAACAAGAGCCUGCACUGUUUGCUGCAAGCAUUUUUGAGAACAUUGCAUAUGGCAAGGAAGGCGUGACCGAAGCUGAGGUAGUUGAAGCUGCUCGUGCCGCCAACGUGCAUGGAUUCGUGAGCGGUUUGCCAGAAGGUUACAAGACCCCAGUUGGCGAGAGAGGUGUGCAGCUAUCCGGUGGGCAAAAGCAAAGAAUUGCGAUAGCCAGGGCUGUUCUCAAGGACCCCUCAAUCCUUCUUCUCGAUGAGGCCACAAGUGCACUUGACGCUGAAUCAGAAUGUGUCCUGCAAGAAGCCUUGGAGAGGCUCAUGAGGGGCCGCACCACCGUGCUCGUGGCUCAUCGUUUGUCGACCAUCAGAGGGGUCGACAGCAUUGCGGUGGUGCAAGAUGGGCGCAUCGUGGAGCAGGGGAGCCAUGGUGAACUUUACAGCAGGCCAGAGGGAGCAUACUCUAGACUCUUGCAGCUACAACAUCAUCACAUAUGACCUUGGGUUGAUAAUUAUGUUUGGGUCCCAUUAACCUCAUGCUUGAUCUUUCUUUAUUAGAUGUAGAUAUGUGUUACAUGAGGUUUGUUUGUACCUUUGAGGAUAAAGUUGAUCUUAUUUCAAAUGGAGUAUCAAGUAUUAUAUUAAUCAUAUAUAAAAGUUGCAUAUGCAUGUUAUC